This is a messenger RNA of Ostrinia furnacalis (Asian corn borer), 866 nucleotides long. RefSeq names its product NADH dehydrogenase [ubiquinone] 1 alpha subcomplex subunit 8. Gene Ontology annotation, biological process: mitochondrial electron transport, NADH to ubiquinone. Lineage: Eukaryota; Metazoa; Arthropoda; Insecta; Lepidoptera; Crambidae. The record is from RefSeq and is a predicted model, not a curated record. The coding region runs from base 131 to 667 and encodes 178 amino acids. Gene Ontology annotation, cellular component: respiratory chain complex I. The transcript is spliced from 6 exons.
AUAUGGUCAAAACAUUCCUAUUUGGCCAUCCUAUAAUCCUAAAUUCUUCCACGGAUUUUGUGGAAGAAUUUUUCUUAUUUAUUUCGGUAUUUAUAUUUUAAAAUUUGCUGUGAAGGGUAAAUAAAUAAAAAUGGUGUUGACUAAUGAUGUGCACCUUCCGGAGGAAUCCGAAUUGACCGUGCCAGAGGUCAAUUUAUCGGCUGCUACUUUGAUGGCAAGUUCUUUCCAUUUGGGAAAAUACUGUGAACACGCUAACAAUGAGUUCAUGCUAUGCCGCAUCGAGGAGAACGAUCCCCGCAAAUGCAUCAACGAGGGGAAGGUGGUCACGGCGUGCACGAUGGAGUUCUUCCGGAAGGUGAAGCAGACGUGCCUGAGCGAGUUCGAUCAGUACGCCAACUGCGUUGACAAGAGCUCCGGAGACUUUAGCUUGAGUUCGUGCCGCAAGACCCAGGGCGUGUUCGACAAGUGCAUGCUGGACAAGCUGCAGCUGGAGCGCCCGGGCUUCGGCUACUUUACCGAGGCGCGAGUGCACGACACCAAGAGGCCGAAGCCCCAGCCAGAGCCGAAGACUAUAUACACGGAUCCGACGCCGGCGCUGCCCGACGCGGAGCGCGACGCCGCCCGCCCCGCGCGCCACGGCAGCCGCUUCUACUGGAUGACCGAGUAGACCCAUAUAGUUCGUGGGUGCUCAACUUCAUCAAUCAAAUGUAUAAAGUAACACAUUGGAACCCAGUAUGAACUGCAUUGAAGUACCCUCCUGACGGCUGCCAUAUUGGAUUCAUUAUGACGUCAACCUGAAAUCGAGCACAGCAAUGGAGUCGGCACCGUUUUUUUCGCGUUUUAAGAUUGGAUUUAUCGUCAGUUGC